Molecule: messenger RNA, 3404 nt
Organism: Pieris brassicae (large cabbage white)
Lineage: Eukaryota; Metazoa; Arthropoda; Insecta; Lepidoptera; Pieridae
Product: gastrula zinc finger protein XlCGF7.1-like
Exons: 10
Coding region: 113-1108 (331 amino acids)
Biological process (GO): regulation of transcription by RNA polymerase II
Cellular component (GO): transcription regulator complex; PcG protein complex; nucleus
Molecular function (GO): DNA-binding transcription factor activity, RNA polymerase II-specific; RNA polymerase II cis-regulatory region sequence-specific DNA binding
Source: RefSeq, a predicted model, not a curated record
GCGUCUGCUUGUGCCCUUUUCUGACGAGCUGUCGUGAUUUUGUUGAAAGUGGAUUUAUCUAUUUAAUAUUUACUGUAUUUUAUGAUUUUCCAAAAGAAUAAGUGUGUCAAGAAUGGAUAAAUGUGGAAUUUGUUUGAAACCUGCACAGCAACUCUUUGAAACGGGUACUGAUUCUGUGUAUGCCUGUUUCAAAUGUCAACCUCUUGUCCCUGAAGUGACAUUAGACGAUAGUGAUCCUAGUACUGCUGAGCAAUCUUCGAAUAAUGAAGAGUAUUAUUUUCAGGAGCAAACCAAUCACAAAUAUCAAUGUAAUGUAUGCCAUAAGUCAUUCCAGAAAAAUAUGCAGUUGCAAAAUCAUAUGCGGAAUCACCGUGCAGAGAGGCGAUUUGUCUGCACUUUCUGUAACAAAGCAUUCUCCCAAUCAAACAAUUUGCGCGCUCAUUUGCGCAUCCACACCAAUGAGCGACCCUACAAGUGCCAGGAGUGCGGCAAAGCUUUUACUCAAGUAACAAACCUCAACAACCAUGUCCGCCUGCACACAGGAGAAAGGCCUUUUGUGUGUCCCGAACCUGGCUGCGACAAGGCAUAUGCACAGGUGACAAAUUUAAACCAGCAUCGCAAGCGUCAUUUGUCUGGCCGCCCCUUAGAGACGUCAUACCAAUGUCCGAUGUGUGGUCAGAGCUUUGCGCAAAGGAACCAUAUGUACACGCAUAGACGUGAAGCCCAUUCGACGUUGAAGAGCCCGGUGCGGGUUCGUUUCCCGUGUUCCAUGUGCGACGUGAAGCUGCCUUCCGAGAGACUUUUGCAGGUCCACAUGGCCAGACACCACCAGGAGGAUGAAGAAGAACAGAUGCAAUAUAAGUGCGUGUUCGCAUCGUGUGGGGCGAUAGUGGGAUCUCCCCGCGAGCACACCGAGCACUUGUUACGAGCGCAUCAGUUGCGCGUACUCGCCACUCGUGCGCAGUCCCCACCCAAAAGGGGCCGACCGCCUAAGAUGAAGGACCCUCUGGAACUAGAUGACGAUGACCAAUCAGAAUUUGUGGUUCCAAUCAUAAAAGAGGAGCCUCAGUACAUCCCCAAGUUAAAAGUGCAAAGUUUAUUUCAGUGAGUGAAACAGACAAUAUUCCUGAUAAAUUAUAAAAGGCGUUAUAAGUACUCUGCGUGGUUGUUAAUUCUAGUGGCUCAUACAAGAUGGUCCUUCGAGCCGGAAUUUUUUUCCAAACAUUAUGUUGAAUAGGUGCUGGCUAUCUCAUUCAAUUUAAAAUAUCUUCAAUUGUGAUAUAGAUAUUUUAUACAGAUGUUGAAAUCAUUAACCAAUUGAUCCAGAAAUCUAACGAUUGAAUCUGUGUAAAAGUGAUAUAAACUUGACACACGCAGUGACGCUAUAGUAAAUGUUGCGCCGCGUAUUUAGAACAUGUACGCAUUUUGUAUAAAAAAAUGCAAUUUCGAUGGUUUAGAAUACAUUCCCAUCAUUUGAGUUUAAAAAAUUCUUGUAAAGGGAGAAAUAAUGAGAUUGGAGCGUUAUAGCAAUUUAUAAGUAAUAAUUAUCUUAUUCGCUUACCAUAAGUGGUUCUUACAUUAUUUAAUUAGUUAAUUUCAUAUAACGUAAUUAAGGUAUUGCUAAACUUUGGUUACUUAUCAAUCGACAAUUUUUUUGUUGUAUUACAUUUUAUAUACAAAUUAUUGAGAGUGCAAUAUCAUUUCUGUGUAAAAUAAAGAAAGGAAUACAUAUUUUUAGAUAUUAAAUAAUUAUAAGAGGUUAAACAUGAAUUCGCAAAAUUGUCAAAGUUGAAUUAGCGUUUGGCUGGUUAUCUUAAAAUAUCUAAUAUUUUUAUUGACCAAACAAAAUCCGAAUGAAUUAAUAUGAAUUUUAAUUAUUUAUAUUGUUUUAUGUCUAAUUAUUUACAUUAACAACCGACCAGGUUAGGUCAUAUUAAAGUUAUCGCUGAAUAAGCUGGCUAAAAGAGAUGCGCUGAAGUCGUUUUUAGGUACGCAAAAUCUCAAAAAAUAUUUAUCCAAAUUUGAUUUUCACUUCAGAAAAAGGCGUUAUAUUAGAGGGUAUAUAUUUAGGCUGAAAAUCACGCUUUGCACUUAUCGUGUAGGUAAAUAUUAAAUACUCUUAAUUAAAUGUUAAUGUGUAAUUUGAAUAUAGUUGAUUGGUCGGUUCGCGGAGAUAUAUGCUGACUGUUUAAUCAAAUAAUUAUGUACGUGAGAACCGGCAAUAAUUGCGUGUUAAUAAACGAUAUAGAUUAUCUUUUAUAAAAGCUAUAUUGUCAUGAGGAUUAAGCAAAAAUAGCCAUCCGUUAUUAAAAAAAAAGGAAAGUUAUAUUUUAUUUAAGACAUGAUUUUAUAAUGAAAAGAUCGCAAAUAUCAAUAUACUUUGUCAGUUAUUUUUACUUAGUUUUACUAAAGAUAACUGAGAAUUGCGUUUGUAUAUUUUAAGGUUUAUAGUUAUAGUUUAAAAUCGCAAUAUUAUUAUUUGAAAUGUCGAAUAUUUUUUUAUAGCAUUGAAUCGCUUUAAGCGGUCGGUAUAUUAUAAACCUAAAUAAAUACUACUUUAAAUUACAGCCGUAUUUUAACGAGAUUGUGUAUUUUGACAGCUGUCUAAAAAUACAGACUACACCUUGACUGUGCUGAGUUUUCUUCCGUGUUAUUUUAACGAUAGCAAUAUUAUCUUCAAGUACAUAGAUUAUAUAAAGUGAUUCUAAUAUAGACUAUAUGAUGACCGCAUUUGAUAGUUGAGAGCACAUGUUGAUGAAUAGAUAAGAAUUAUAGAAUAAAAAAGAUUUAAGUAUAAGGAAUACCUUUGAUGGAGCUCCUUUUAUACCAAAAUAGCUAUGAUGUAAUAAAUUAUUACUGUUUUACAUUGCCUUUAGCGAUUUUGUUCUGAUGUUGUUAAGUCAUUAUAUGGUUUUGCCGUUACAACUAUAAAUAUAGUUUACAUAUUCCGUUACUUAUACCGCCUACCAAGACUGACUGACCUCACCAUUUUUAUUUAUUUCCACGAUUAUCUUUAGGAGAAUUUCUGGGAAUAAGGACUAAAUGUCGAGUGUAAUCUUUGAUAGUUAAUUUCUUUUAAAUUCGGCCAGUCGCUGGAGCGAUGUCUGAACUGACAAAUCUUCUAAAGAACUUGUUAUACAAAAAAAUUACAACUUUGUCUAUUAUAUUAAACCCAUUAAACAGAUUUGUGAAGGUCGUUUUCGAUUUCCACAAGUGUAGUUAUUUUGGUAUAAAAUGCAGAACUUUAGUAUAAGGUGAAAAUGUUCCUAUGUGCGUCAGAGUGUGAGGUGGUGUUGUUUAGUACGUAGAUGUAAUAUAGUCGACCAUAAUGUAGCCUUGUUAAGUGCGACCGAGAUUUUUCUAUUAACAUACAUUUAUCUUCAAAUAUACAAUUUUAAAUAUAA